AUGUCCCCCUCAGCCCGCAAGCUGAAGAAACUGGGUAACCUGAAGACACAGGAGGAGCUGGAGGCAGUGAGUGCAUCCAGCCCCACGGAGGAGCAAGCUCCCAAGCUGGUGAUGACGCGCAUCGAUGGCUACGAGUGCCAGCCUAUCUUCCUCAACGUCCUGGAGGCCAUCGAGCCUGGGGUGGUGUGUGCUGGCCACGACAAUAGCCAGCCAGACUCCUUCUCCAACCUGCUGAGCAGCCUGAACGAGCUCGGGGAGCGGCAGCUGGUCUAUGUAGUCAAGUGGGCAAAGGCCCUGCCAGGGUUUCGCAACCUGCAUGUGGAUGACCAGAUGUCAAUAAUCCAGUACUCGUGGAUGGGCCUCAUGGUGUUUGCCAUGGGCUGGAGAUCCUUCACCAACGUCAACUCCAGGAUGCUUUACUUCGCUCCAGACCUGGUCUUCAAUGAGUACCGCAUGCACAAGUCCAGGAUGUACAACCAGUGCGUCAGGAUGCGGCACCUCUCCCAGGAGUUCGGCUGGCUCCAGAUCACACCCCAGGAGUUCCUCUGUAUGAAGGCUCUCCUCUUCUUCAGUAUUAUUCCAGUGGAUGGCCUGAAGAACCAGAAGCUCUUUGAUGAGCUGCGCAUGAACUACAUUAAGGAACUUGACCGUAUCAUUGCCUGCAAGAGGAAGAACCCAACCUCCUGCUCCCGGCGCUUUUACCAACUCACCAAGGUCCUGGACUCUGUGCACCCGAUUGCCAAGGACCUGCACCAGUUUACAUUUGACCUCCUGAUCAAGGCACACAUGGUGAGCGUGGACUACCCAGAAAUGAUGGCUGAGAUCAUCUCCGUGCAGGUUCCCAAGAUCCUGUCUGGAAAGGUCAAGCCUAUCUACUUCCACGCACAGUGAUCUUCCGGAGGGACCCCC
Molecule: messenger RNA, 909 nt
Organism: Acanthisitta chloris (rifleman)
Lineage: Eukaryota; Metazoa; Chordata; Aves; Passeriformes; Acanthisittidae
Gene: AR
Product: androgen receptor
Exons: 5
Coding region: 1-891 (296 amino acids)
Biological process (GO): male gonad development
Source: RefSeq, a predicted model, not a curated record